GGCCAGAGCCGGGGCAGAUCAGGCCUCGCAGGAUGGUGGCCGCCCCGGGGCAGCUGCCAGGUGCUCCCCAGCUCGGGAGCGGCCGGUGGCAGACGCCCGGGCUGGGAGGGGCUCCACCGGCCCCUAGGCCGGGCCUCGCAUGCCAUCGCCUCCUGCAGCCCAGCGCCCGGCUGGGAAUGGGGUAUCUCCGACCGCCGCCGUGAUGGGAGCAUGAGUGAAAAUGAGGCGGAGCUCCAGCGAGAUGGGCCUGAGGCAGCUGAGCGCUGUGGGACCCUUUCAGACUUUUUCAUAGGGGAAGCUUCUCCAGGCCGUGAGCAGGAAGUGUCCCAUCUGAGGCCAGGCCCUCCCUCCCCAGACACGGGGCUGGAGAAGACUUCUCGCUGUGGCUUCCGAAAGCGUAAGGAGACUGUGGUGCACCAGCGGGCAUUCAUGGGAGAGAAGCCCUACAUCUGUGUCGAGUGUGGGCAGAGCUUCAACCGCAGCUCCGACCUGAUCCGCCACCAGAGGAUCCACACUGGGGAGAAGCCAUACAUGUGCGCCGACUGUGGCAAGAGCUUUGGCCGCCGCUCCCACCUCAUCCAGCACCAGCGCGUCCACACGGGUGAGCGGCCAUACCAAUGCAAGGACUGUGGGAAGAGCUUCAGCCAGAGCACCCACCUGGUGCAGCACCAGCGCAACCACACUGGCGAGAGGCCUUAUGUCUGUGCCAAGUGUGGGAGAAACUUCUACCAGAACUCAGGCCUGCUCCGACAUGCCAACUUCCACACAGGUGAGAAACCCUACAAGUGCUCACAGUGCGGGAAGCGCUUCAGUGACAGCUCCAACCUCAUUGCUCACCAGCGGCUCCACACAGGUGAGAAGCCCUACAAGUGUGCUGACUGCAACAAGUGCUUCAGCGAGAGCUCUAAGCUGGUCAUCCACCGCCGUGUCCACACAGGUGAGAAGCCAUACUUGUGUCCUGACUGUGGGAAGAGUUUCAGCCAGCGCUCACACCUUGUCCAGCACCGUCGCACCCACACUGGGGAGAAACCCUACAAGUGUGCUGAGUGUGGUACCUGCUUCAGUGACAACUCUACUCUCAUCCGUCAUCGUCGUACCCACACCGGGGAGAAACCUUUCCAGUGCUCCCACUGUGGGAAGAGCUUCAGUCGCAACUCCUACUUAGUCUCACACCAGCGAGUACAUGUGUGGUAGGCAGCUAGGUGUUGUCUGGGAGUGAUCUAGGAUGUAGCUCCUGGUCUCGGCCUGUCUGAAAUGUGCCUAAGGAACAAGGGGUGGACAAGGAUGUGACUAUACCAGGGCCCCUGGAUUAUAUAGGCAGCUGGCCAAAGUAAUGCCCUUGGCCCGUGUUGCUCAUCUCAGUCACCUGCUCUUCCCCUCAGCACACCUUGGGCAUGUAGACAUACCCUGAACCAGAGAAGGAAGGCAUGCCUGGAAAGGUUUUCUGCAAGAUGCUGCUUGGAUGGAAGGAAUGAGGGGACUGUAGGAUAGGUGCAUGGCCUGUUCUGGAAUCUCAGAACUGGUGGGUAACUGAUGUAGAAAGCUAUCAUACCUGAAGACUUUAAAAAACAUUAAUUGGAAUGAUACUUGCUGCUGAGAUUGCAGUACACAACUCGACAGGCAUAUGGAGGUCGCCUGUGAGUUUGUGCUUUUAGCAUCCUCAUUCUACAGAAUUUGGGUUCACUUGUAUGGUUCAAGUGGACUGGUGUAAGCUGUGUUGCAAAAUGGAACAGAAUAACAGUGUACUAGGACUGACAUGAUUCCAUACCAGUAUUUCUCAAGUCCUGUUUUGACCAGUAUGUGUGUGCACGAGUGUGUAGAUAACAUCUAUAUGUAUGUAUUCGCAUACAUACAAACUAGCUUUCAUACUAAGUGUAUCUUCACAUUCUCAUGUGAGCAAUCGUGCGUGCACAAACCAUGGCAGUAGUAAAAAUGACCAGCUAUACAACAGUACACCAUAUCGGUACUUCUCAAAACACAAAACAUACUGUAUACGCUUGCAUUCAUCAAUAAGAAGCUGGGAGAUACAGAUUUUGUACCAGAACAUCUGAAUUUUCAUAUCAGAACGUUCAGUUUUACACUGAAUACUUUGUGUGUGUGUGUGUGUGUGUGUACCCGGAAUUGAGUUGUUUUAUUUAUAUAUCUAUAAAAAAAAUUCUGGCUCCUAUGGUUGCAAGUAAUGACUUCUAAAUGUCACUCAGUGUAUAGUAAUUUUCCUCCUCAUUUUACACAGGUACAUACUGGUGGCAGUUGUAGGAUGCACCUCCCCUCAUGGUUUUGACUACAAGGAAUUGCAGUGCAACACUUUACAUUGUUUAUAUGUUUGACUUUUGCUGCUGAUCGUUUUAGUGGUGGUAUGGACUGGUGUGCUUACCCAGGACUGCUGGAGCUUAGUAAAAAGUUUGUGGUUUUGUGAUGUACAUUACUAAUCCUGCAACUGGUUUCAUGGCUUCGGUAGGUCUCUGGAAAAAGGAUUGCAGACUGAAGCCAGUGAAAAGACUGGAGCUGUGGUGGGGAAGAGAUGAAGGAAAUAAAGAUGCUAAGAACAUCCAUGGAUUUGAGCAGCUGUUGGCCACAGAUGCUUGUGGAUGGUUUGCCUUACAGAACUUGCUGCUCCCCAGGAGACUGCAGGGAUCCUUUCUGUAAGCCCCAAGCCACUUUCUUGACACUCAACUGCUGAUAAAAUGUUAUUUUCAUAUAGUUUAAUAAAAAGGAGCUGUAAGGGGAGCAUGAAAUUACUUGCUGCUCCUAGAGGAACAAGGCACCUUUAUGUGCAGCUGCUCAGGGAAGUAGAAGGAGCUUUCAGAAAUAGGGUGGGCUUUGUUUACACAGGAACCAAAGCCUUUGUUUUCAAAUGCACAUUUUUGCUUUUAGUUUUGUUUGUUUGUUGUUUUUUCUUUUUCUGUGAACAGCUUCAAACCAAUGACUUACUGAUUUCUGCCCAUUUCUGGAAAGUGGUUUGGGAAUGUGACUAAUGGUCAUCUAGUUGGUUCCAGAAGCAUCAAGAUUUUCAUUCACUAGCAGACUUUCAGAAGGGAUACUACAGUUCUCUGUUGGUAGGCUCAUUUUUAACUAAAUUCAAAGGUUAUGCUGCACUCCAGCAGUAGAACUGAUCAAUUUAUGUGUGUCUGUCCCAUUCCACUUUGUUUCCUAAAGGAAAUCUACAGCACUGAAACUGUUUGGCUGAGAAGCCCUGUUUGCCAGGGAAAAGAAUCUUGUGAAUGCAGCUUUUCUUCUGGCAUUCUGAACGGAAUCGCUCUAGCAGAUCAAUGAAAUCAAACCCAGGUCUGCACAUAGUUGGCCUCAACUCAAAGGGAAACCCUCACAUCAAGACUGAUUUGAGAAGGCGAGGCCAGCUGCCUCUGAACAUGCCUUCACAGCAGUCUUCAGAGCAUUUAUUUUCCUUCUACAUGCUUUGUGAAGUGCUGUGUAUACUUAACAGUGGUCUGUAAAUGAAAGGAUUGAGAUGCAUUUAUUUCUAAUCUUUAUGAACUUAUUUAAAACUGUAUGCCAAAUCAAAGUGGCCUUAGGGUUCACAGCACAUUGCCAGUGCAGUAGUCUUAGUGGCUUAGGACUGGAUUGCUCACCAGUGUAAGCACAUUUCUGGAGUUCCUUUCCACAGCCACUGUUAGUUUUUCCUGUUCAGUGUCACUUGGCUGAAAUAAUUCACUUCCCCUAGCCUGUGUGCUCUUUACUGUUUGUGAUCAUCCAGCUGGAGAAGAGAAUCUGGGCACCACCCAUCCUUUGCUGUUGCAGAAAUUACAGGGUAUGUUCCUCCUCUUCCAGGAAUUUAGUCACUUUAUAGGCAGCACAAACUCGAGCCAAAUUCAGAAGGCAGAGGUACGGGCAUGUGCAAAAAGUGAAGAACCAGAAGGUUUACUUUCACAGCAGCCAGCUCACUGGCGCUCUACCAGCCAUCUCCUCCCUUAGGAUUAUAGUGGGAGACCACGGGGGAAAAAAAAAAGAUGGAAUAAAAAGUUUAUUGGCUAUUAAAAUUUCGGCAGACCAUCCCUAGCAUACUCCAUCCCAGACCCAUGGUCACCAGUGGGUGCCCAGGUCCUCCUGCCAGCUGAGGGAGCUCUGUAAAUUCCUGCUGUGCUAAUGGUGCUUAGAUAGUGCAGUGAAACUAUAGCACUUUAGAAAUACCUGAGGCAAAUGGAUGAAUGACAUCUCUGAAAUAAAUUUUUUCACUCUCGUGUUGUCUGUUAUCCCAUCUUUUUUUUCUUCCUUUCUCCCCAGAGUGACCGCUCUGGCAUCAGUUUCUUGGCCCCUGGCAGGACCAGAUUUGAAAUACAUGUGUUGUCCCUCACAGACGGAUGACUAUAUACUUAGCACAGCUGCUGUGCAAUGCAAAUAAGAAUCUGGAGGUGCGGGGUAUUCUUAGAAUGGGAUUUCAUGUUCAUGUAGCAUUUCUGCAUGAAUCUGAAAAGCCAGAGGAUGGCACACAGUGCUCACUAUUCCUUUACGAGAGAAAGUGACAAAACCUUACUGUGCUGCUGGUAGAUGAACCUGGUUCUAGCAUUGCUGCAGCUGGUCUGAGAUUAUCUUACUAGUUCUGUCACCUGGGUUGUAUGGCAUCCAGUUUUCCAGUCCCCUGCUGAAAAAAAGAUGUUGAAUAGUGAUGACUGAAAUACAACUUCUUUUACAUUGCUCUUUACUGUGUAUGACUGGGAAACCAAACCGCUUUUGAUCUUGGACAAGAGGUGUGUUUUGUGUGCUUAAUAAAAUUUUAGGAGUAUUUUA
Messenger RNA from Pezoporus occidentalis (night parrot), 4743 nucleotides. Its product is annotated as zinc finger protein 239-like. The record is from RefSeq and is a predicted model, not a curated record. The coding region runs from base 211 to 1194 and encodes 327 amino acids. Gene Ontology annotation, biological process: regulation of transcription by RNA polymerase II. Gene Ontology annotation, molecular function: RNA polymerase II cis-regulatory region sequence-specific DNA binding; DNA-binding transcription factor activity. The transcript is spliced from 3 exons. Lineage: Eukaryota; Metazoa; Chordata; Aves; Psittaciformes; Psittacidae.